Molecule: messenger RNA, 1115 nt
Organism: Patiria miniata (bat star)
Lineage: Eukaryota; Metazoa; Echinodermata; Asteroidea; Valvatida; Asterinidae
Product: allatostatin-A receptor-like
Exons: 2
Coding region: 1-1092 (363 amino acids)
Biological process (GO): G protein-coupled receptor signaling pathway
Cellular component (GO): membrane
Molecular function (GO): G protein-coupled receptor activity
Source: RefSeq, a predicted model, not a curated record
AUGGACCGAUGCAGCACCGUUGACUGCGCCCGGACUACUGCAAUAACACCGGGAGACUCAUCUGAUGAUUCAAGUAAUGACUGGGGUGUGGACAAGGUAGCGGGCAGCGACUUGGUGCUAGCCCUGUAUGGCAUGAUCUGCACGGUAGGAGUGGCCGGCAAUCUCCUGGUCUGUAUCGUGCUGCUCCGCGUGCCGUCCCUCCGCUCCAACACCAGUGAUUUCCUAGUGCACCUCUCCCUGGUCGAUCUGGUGGUCUGCGUGCUGGUCAUUCCUCACAAGAUCUUGCCGCUGUUGAGCCAGACCCCACCGCCCAAUCCAACCAUCUGGGGCCAGCUCUGGUGCCGCCUUUACGUCAACCAGUACCCGUUCUGGGUCUGUGCUGUCACCUCCGUCGAUAAUCUAGUCCUGGUGAAUCUGGAACGUUUUGUAGCCAUCGUCUACCCCCACAAAUACAAGAGAAUCUUUGCCAGUCGAAACAAAUACCUCAUGCUUGGCUUGUGCUGGAUCCUGGCCAUGCUCACCAAAUCCUUUAUCGUUUUUCUGUCCGAAGAAGAUCCCGUGUCUGGUUGUCGUUUUGGUUGGCCCAGCCGGGGUGUCCAGGCGGCGAUCGGCGUUCUAAACUUCAUCAUCAAUCUCUUUGCUCCGUUCGUGCUGAUGAUUUUGGUGCAGUGGAAAGUCAUCUCAACACUGAAGAAACAAGUUAAGACGCUGACUGAUCGAAAUGCUAUCUCGGAGAUGAACCCAGCCGAUCGGCGUAAGAUGUGGCAGCUGAAGGCGACCCAGAUCCUGGUGCGAACCCUCCUGGCAUUCGCUGUAACCUUCGCCGUCUGCUGGGCGCCAAACCAACUCAUGUUCCUGGUAUACAACCUGGGCGUCCCGUUGAGCCUCGCAACGCCAAUCUACCACGUAGGCGUCAUCCUUGCCGUGUGUAACUCGUGCGUGAAUCCCAUCAUUUACACCAUGACCAACCAGCAGUUCCGUAAGGGGAUCAAAAUGGCGUUCAGGCGGGGGAAGAGAUCGGCUCGAGUGGGCGGCGACACCUUGGCUACAUCGGGAAUGGCCACCAUGUCUACGAGAUUCGACGCUAAGUGAAAACAGUUUGUGCAUCUCAAAUC